This is a messenger RNA of Rotaria sp. Silwood2, 978 nucleotides long. NCBI's taxonomy places the organism in Eukaryota, Metazoa, Rotifera, Eurotatoria, Philodinida, Philodinidae. The record is from the annotation of a GenBank genome assembly.
AUGAAUGCUGAAUCACUAGAUGACGAAGCCGGUGAAAUUGGUAAAAAACAUCAAAUAGGACAUUUACGUGUUGAUACACAAGGAAAUACAACAUACAAAGGUUUACCAACGAAUCAACUUGCUGAAGCUCUUCAAUUAGGUAUUCAAUAUAGCGUUGACGGCCUAGAAGGAAAACCAGUACGUGAUGUAUGUUAUCAAGAUUUUCUUACUGUGGACAUAACCGAUUUUCCAAAAUACGGACGAACAACGCCCAAACUCAUCCCACCACAUCGCUUUAAUGACUUUACUAUUUGUUCAUAUGCUCCUGUUGCAUUUCGACACUUCCGAGAAAAAUUUGAUAUUAGACCUGAAGAUUAUUUGUCUAUAAUAUGUAAACCUUUCCAUGAAUUAAAAAAUUUUGGUGCCAGUGGGAGUUUAUAUUAUUUAACAGCAUGUGAUGAAUUUAUUAUAAAGACAAUACAGAAUGAUGAAGCAGCAUUUUUAAAAUCUCUUCUUCCUGGUUAUUAUAUGGACGAAAAUAAAAAUAUUCAUAUAACUGUUAUGAAUAAUUUAAUUCCAUGUCGUAUACCAAUCCACGAAAAAUAUGACCUGAAAGGUUUAACACAUAAACGACGAGCAAAUAAUGAAGAAAAACGGAAGAAAUCUUCAACAUGGAAAGAUUUAGAUUUCAUGGAGCAUCAUCCAAAUGGUUUAACACUUGAUUCAAAAACCUAUAGUGCUCUCGCAAAAACAGUUCAACGUGAUUGUCAGGUAUUGCAGAGCUUUCAUAUCAUGAAUUAUUCGUUUUUGAUCGGCGUUCAUUAUCCCAAUCGAGCUCCAGAUUCACCCAGAAAUAUUUCUGUUGCUGGAGUUGCAUCAAAUCAUAUAUCAACGGCACGAUUAUCACGUACAAUGUACACGACACCAAUGGAUAAUAAUCAAAUUGAAUUUGAAGAACAUAAACCUGAAGAUGAUCGUGUGGCUAAGUAUGCUUAUUAA